Manihot esculenta (cassava) is the source of this 3764-nucleotide messenger RNA. RefSeq names its product gamma-tubulin complex component 5. NCBI's taxonomy places the organism in Eukaryota, Viridiplantae, Streptophyta, Magnoliopsida, Malpighiales, Euphorbiaceae. The record is from RefSeq and is a predicted model, not a curated record. Gene Ontology annotation, cellular component: spindle pole; centrosome; gamma-tubulin complex. Bases 247 to 3237 code for a protein of 996 amino acids. Gene Ontology annotation, biological process: mitotic cell cycle; microtubule nucleation; meiotic cell cycle. Gene Ontology annotation, molecular function: microtubule minus-end binding; gamma-tubulin binding. The transcript is spliced from 15 exons.
GAGAAAGGCAACGUCCGGCUGUGGAGGUUCCUUCUCUUUCCUCGAUUUCAAAGGCACAGGCCGAGCUGGAACUGGAAUGCAUAAAAUGAAGUUGAACCCAGUUCAAAUCUAGUACAAAGACGAUUUUUUUUUUCUCUGUGAAAUUGCUCAGUAGAUGUAUUCUCUGUAAUUUUGUAAUCUCUCGUUUGAUUGUUUGCGACCUGCCAUUUUCUUCGUUAUUUCGAUUGCUUUUUCUUGCUGCUAUUCAUGUCUGCCCAAGCGCAAAGUUGUUUAAUCCUCGGUGAUGGUAUACAUUAUGCGACACCAAUUAUAUCCUCGACGAGGACAAGCGAAGUAGAGGUGAUGCGAGGUAUACUGCAAAUGAUGCAAGGCCUGUCCAGUUCCCUCUUUUUCUGGGACCAAAUUAAGCAGUGUUUUCGUGUUGCCAGAAGUGGGAUAUAUGUGACUCACCUUUCCUUUUCAAGCCUUCAGAACCUUCUCAAUCAUUUCCUGUAUUCUGCUACUUGUUUACAACUUGUUCAACUUAAUGUCAAUAAAUUGGAAUCGGAGACCCACAUGCCUACAUUGAGAGCUUUUGCAUCUGCUGUUACUCAGUGGCUUAAGAGGUUGAGAGAUAUUGCUUUAAAGGAAGAAAUUAAGAUUUGCAACUCCGACAUUGGAGUCACUCCCACCCUUUUGGGAUUGUCAAGUUCCUUAUCCAGUCUUUGCUCAGGUGCUGAAUGUUUAUUGCAAAUAGUGCAUGGAGCUAUUCCGCAAGCGUACUUUCAGCCAAAUACAUAUAUUCCAGCAUCUGAAAUGGCUGUUCAUAUUCUAGACUACCUCUAUAAGAAAUUGGAUGAAGUGUGUCUUGUGCAAGGUGGUGAGGAGGAAGCUUAUCUUAUGGUGCUUCAUAUUCUUGUUGGAAGUUUAUUACCAUAUAUUGAGGGACUUGAUUCAUGGCUUUUCAAAGGAUCACUUGAUGAUCCUUUUGAGGAGAUGUUCUUUUAUGAUAAUAGAGGAAUCUCAGUUGAUGAGUCUGAGUUCUGGGAGAAAAGCUAUCAUUUUAGACAAGUACAAAGUCAGAAGUUUGAUGUUGUGAACUCCUUACUAAAUAACAAAAAGGAAAUAGGUGAAAAAGAUUCUGUUUCAUUGUCUAUGUCUGUGAAGGGCAAGGAGCAGAACAAUAAGGAACUUCAAGUAUGUCCUUUGUUUAUUAAGAACAUCGCAAAAUCCAUUGUCUCUGCUGGAAAAUCAUUGCAGCUUAUCCGCCAUGUUCCUAUGUCUUACACUGUGGUAUCUGGCAAAAGUGUUGACAAUGAGAUUGAUGGCUUUGGAGGAUCUGUGGAUGAUAAAGAUCCACAUAUUCGGCAAGAGAGCAUAGCAGGGUUAGCCCUGCCUGAGAUUUUCAGUAUUUCAGUAGCAGGCCUCAUAGGCCAUGGUGAUCACAUCUCAAGAUACCUUUUACAAGAUGAUACAUGCAAAUCUGAGAUUGUCCAUUCUCUGCUUUCUGAGACGGUCAGGGAAAUGGUUAGAAAUGGGAAUUGGGAAAGGUGGCUAACUUUUAAAUGCUCAAAGAAUAUCUGUCGCGAGGUCUUGGCCAAGACAGUAUCACAUGAAAAAGUGCUUAAUGUGGAAUCUACAAAUAAGGAUGAGAUUGGGAUUUCUGAUGUGGAAGAAGAGUGUAUGACUGCAGGUGUGGUGGAUGAGUUGCCCCUCCAAAGUUCAUAUUGUCCAGAAAAUCCAGUUAUCACUGUGUGUAAAAAUUUACCUGAUGAGCAUAAAGAUUUCUGGAAAAUGUUGAACUUACCCAAAAAUUUUCAUCUACCCCCGUUAAAUGAUGAGGUCUUAUGGGAGUCUGUAUUUGGUUGUGAGAAUGGGCUGCUUUCUGCAGUUAAUGGAACUAAUUAUGCUUUUGGUUUCCAGUUUGGUAAAUCUGAAUAUGUUCGUUCACAAGAGGACAUAAAGCUGCUAAAACUCUUGUUUCCUUUUCCCACCCUUCUUCCUUCUUCCCAGGAUGAUAUCUGUAUGUCAGAGCUCUUGCCUUUCCAGAAGAAUAGCACCCUUGCAUCAAGAGUGCUCAGCUGGAUUCAAAGCAUUGAACCUAGAAUAAUGCCACUUCCACUGGUUAUUAUCCAAGAAUGCCUAACUGUCUACAUUAAGAAGCAGGUGGAUUAUAUUGGCCACCUUAUAUUGUCAAAGUUGAUGAAGGAUUGGAGAUUAAUGGAUGAGCUUGGUGUUUUACGUGCCAUAUACUUGUUAGGUUCAGGUGAUAUACUGCAGCACUUUUUGACUGUGAUUUUUGGUAAGCUCGACAGAGGGGAAACGUGGGAUGAUGACUUUGAGUUAAACUUAAUACUACAGGAAUCCAUCAGGAAUUCUGCUGAUAGCAUGCUACUAAGUGCUCCAGAAUCAUUGUUUGUGUCCAUCACGAAGAAUCAUGGUUUUGACAGUGAUGAGCUACCUAUUACACCAACUCUUGCCUCAACAACUCAUAAGAGUCGUUCACACAGCUUUGGAUUAGAUGGUCUUGACUCUCUGAAAUUCACGUACAAGGUCCCCUGGCCACUUGAACUUAUUGCUAAUGCAGAAGCCAUUAACAAGUAUAACCAGGUGAUGAGGUUUUUGUUGAAGGUCAAGCGCGCCAAAUAUGCACUUGACAAAGUUCGGAGGUGGAUGUGGAAGGGCAGAGGUGCGGUGACAAACAGCCGCAAGCAUCACUGGUUAGUGGAGCAGAAACUCCUCCAUUUUGUCGAUGCCUUCCACCAGUAUGUAAUGGAUAGGGUAUAUCACAGUGCAUGGCAUGAACUUUGUGAAGGUAUGGCAACAGCUGGAUCUCUGGAUGAAGUCAUUGAAGUACAUGAGGCCUACUUAUUAUCAAUUCAGCGGCAAUGCUUUGUGGUUCCAGAUAAGCUGUGGGCCUUGAUUGCAAGUCGAAUCAACAUCAUCCUUGGAUUAGCUUUGGACUUCUACUCCAUACAACAGACAUUAAGUAGCGGUGGUGCAACUUCUGCAAUGAAGGCCAGGUGUGAAAUGGAAGUGGAUAGAAUCGAGAAACGCUUCGAUGAUUGCAUUGGUUUUCUACUCAGAAUCUUGUCUUUCAAACUCAAUGUGGGGCAAUUCCCUCAUUUGGCUGAUCUUGUGACUAGAAUUAAUUACAACUAUUUCUACAUGUCUGAUAAUGGAAGCUUAAUGACUGCCACUGGCUCUGAAACUGUUAGUUCAAGAUUGGGGAAAGUCUUUGGAGCUAGAAUGGACUAAUAAAAAUUAAUUCAGGAUAGUUUAUGAUGGCAUGUCUCUGAAAAUGGGAUACGAGGAUAUGUUUUACUGAAGUAAAAUUUGCAGCCAUCUGGAAGCAAAUUCUUUGGAUCUGUUCCUUUUCAUAACAGUGCUGCAUAAAAUAGUCAGCGUGUAGAAUUUGCAAAUUUUCUAGGUCAACGGGAAGAAGGGAAAAGCCAACACAUGAGCUAUAUUUAUUUCCUAGAAUGUGCAAGUUGCUUAAUUGCUGCAGAUUCCUUAACAUCAAACGCAUUUGAGCUUUACUGAGAUUCAGAAGAUAACUUGAUUGGUUGAUGAAGAUGGAGGAGUUGGAUUUUUAUUCUAGAGUCUUGCUUUAUAUGUAUAAUUUCCCUUUUUUUUUACCUCCUAUGUUUUAUAGAUAUAUAUGUAAACUUCUGCUUGUUGAUUAAUUUUAAACAUAAAGCUGUAAGGCUGCUGUUCCAGUUGUCCAAGUUUGUUUUUCAUGCUCUUGGCUUUGUAAUGUGAUUAGCCUCCUGUUUGUUUUUCUA